AGCUAGCUAGAACUAGUAGUAGAUAUAGCUAUUUGAGUUGAUUUAGCUAUCCUGCAAGAAGCAGACCCACCCACUUUUCGAGAAGCCACAUAGUGGAGGUGAGAUCAUGGCUUCAACAAGAGUGAAAGUACUAUUUCUCCUAAUAAUUCUGAUUAUUUGCAAUGCCCAAGAGCAACUGAUUCACGUCAAACCCGACAGCUGCCCACAAGAGUGCUCCUGUUCCUACCAGUUCCCCGACUGUCAGACUUUGUCUGAGUACGCACUCAAUACAAGUAGUUACCUCCCUUCCAAGUUUAUACUAAUUCCUGGUCAAUAUUAUCUCGAUUCAGACUUUUUAUUAAAUGGUACCAGUACUGAGAGCUUCUCUCUAAACGGAACUGAAAAUACCACCAUCUACUGUCGACAAAAAGCCACUUUAUCAUUCAAUGGUUUGACAAGCGUAACUAUUCAGAAUGUGGCCUUUGUUUCAUGCGGUGAAGGUGAUUUGCCUGGUAUCAGCUUGACCAACAUCAACACAGUGAAGAUGAUGGACAUCAGUGUAGCUAACACCACCUCUGGUGCUCUCUACAUUAAAGACAGCUUAAAUGUUGAGCUCACUAACCUCGUGAUUACCAAUAACAAAAACUCACUUGCUACGAUUGUCAGCAUACAAAACUCAGGAAAUACCACAUUAAAUGAUCUCAGCAUCUUUAACAACAGUAUUGGAGAAUAUGAUUCUGAGUGUGUCUACAGCAGCUUCCCUAAUGCAGAAGAGGUGGUGUUUAGAAUAGAUGGUGGUUUCCUAACAGCUGAGAGUAUUUAUGUGACUGAUAAUGUUGGACCGUUUGGUGUAAUGGCCUUGAGUAAUGUUGAGGCAGUUGUGAAUGGAGACUGGUCAUUUAAACGAAACCUUGUCUGUCUAGGUGGUUCAUUAUUCUUGAGUGAGGUGAACAUUGAAUUUUCUGGGAAUUUAUUCUCCAUUGAAAACAAAGAGAUUAAUGAAAAAUAUAAAUCCACUGCUGGACUAUAUUUCAAUAUCAGUCAGGUAAACAUAAAUGGGACGCUUGAAUCAAUUGCAAACGAAGGUUACAUCACAUCAAUUAAAUCUGUGGGCUCUAGUAUAUUUUUAAAGGAGGAAUCAGCUCUGCUGCUGAAUGGUAAUGUCAAUGGAUUUGAUGUGAUGUCACUGGCCGAAAGAUCAAAACUGAUCAUCAUCAACGGAACACUAACAGCUUGUAAUAACACAAUACGUCAAAGGCUUAUUCUAGUUGACACAUCUCAGUUGAUGGUCAAUGGUCGUAUAACGUUCAUCAACACUCCACUAGCCCCCUUAACUGGGUACAAUGCUAUUAUUCACUUGUACGGUCAGAUCCACUUUCAAGAUAAUGCUGGAAUAGUGUAUGCAGUGAAAUCCGAUUUGGAUAUAAAUGGCAACUCAACCUUUUAUCGCAACAAUGUUGAUGAUGGUUACAAAGAUGGUGCUCUUACCAUUGUACAAAGCACUUUAAAACUGGGUGGUAAUUACACGUUUCUUGAAAAUCUCUAUGACAAUGAAGACGGUGGUGCAAUAUACGCAACAAUUACAUCUACUGUUACAUUUAGCGGAAAUGGAACAUUUCUAAAUAACUCAGCAAAAAAUGGAGGGGCAAUUUUCAUUGAUCAAAAGUCUCGACUCGAACUCGACAAAGAAACUAAACUCCUGUUUAAUGGAAACUCUGCAGAAAAUGGAGGGGCCAUUUUCAUUGGAACAUCUGUCGACCAUGUUCAAUGUAUUAAUGAUCCGAACACGUGUUUGUUUCAUCCUAUCAACUCUGGAAAUCUUAACACUUCUCUCACAUUUGAAAACAACACAGCAUACCCUGGGGGCAGUGUUAUACACGUCAACUUUGAUAUCAUCAAUGAUUCAGAGAUCACGUAUCCAGCUUUGAAGGACUUGGGAGAAACAUUUAAAAUAGCUUCAGGAAAUUCAGUACCUACUCUUGCAUCUGAUAGCUAUUGGUUUUGUUUCUGUGAAAACGAUUCACGGAAAGGUUGUGCAAGAAAUGAUCCUCCAAUGAACAUAUCAGCAAUCAAAGGAAAACCAUUUUCUGUGAUGAUGAGGGCACUCAAGUUUUAUGGGAAUAUUAAUAUGUCAGAACCAGUUCGAAGGAAUUUACUGUCUGCACUAUUAUCGAUUAACACUGAUGACAAUACGAUAUCUUCUCUAACUACAGACGGGAGACUUCAAAGUGCUAGUCCUGAAAAAUGCAUGGAAGUCAGUUUUACUGUGAAAUCUGAGGCAGAUAUGGAAGUCCUUGUAUUGAAUGUGGGCGAGUCAUUUCUGGAUGGCAACAAAGCACUUUAUGUAAAUGUACAUUUCAACAAGUUGUGUCCAGAUGGUUUUCCAAGUGACGAACAAAAUUACAGCUGUGUCUGUGACGAAAAAAUCAGGAAUUUUCUACAAAGCUGUGAAAUAACAGACGAAAUAUUUCAGAAGAGAAUUGAAUUUCAAAGCUAUUGGAUGGCACCAGCAAAUCAAUCUAAAUAUCAAGGAGCAAUGAGUUGGUAUGAAAACUGUCCUAACAGAUACUGUAUUACAGACGGAAACUUCACUUUUUCAAAUGAUGAUAUUUGUGACAACAAUAGGUCUGGUGUACUGUGUGGAAGCUGCAAAGGAAACACUAGUUUAUUGCUUGGUGGAGAUGUUUGUGGGGACUGUUCAGAUAAUGCACACUUGGCGCUAUUGGUUGUUUUUGCAGUGGCUGGAAUACUAGUGGUUGCUCUAAUCUUCCUAUCGCAAAUGACAGUGGCUUCAGGAACUAUCAAUGGACUCAUCUUCUACGUCAACAUUUUGAAUAGUAAUCAGACCGUGUUCUUCCCAGAGGGAUUCUUCCCUGGCUAUACCAUCUUCAUAUCAUGGCUGAACCUAAAUUUCGGAAUCGAAACAUGUUUCUACGACGGCAUGAAUCAGAUUGCAUACAGUGGACUACAGUUCGUAUUCCCAGUCUACAUCUGGAUACUAGCAGGCCUGAUUGUUGUUCUAUGCCGAUACUCUGUACGGGUAUCGAAGUUUUUCAGUGCCAGCGACCCUGUAGCUGUUCUUGCUACCAUAAUCUUGUUGUCUUUCACCUCACUAGCUCAGAACAUCAUCAUCAUUUUCUACUAUUCGGCUAUCAAAAACCCUGGUAACAUGAGAACAGCAGUUUGGAGAUACGACGGAAACGUUGAGUAUGCUUCAGAGCAUCAUUUAACUCUUAUCAUAAUCGCAUCAGUGUUUCUCCUAUUGCUACUGACACCAUACACGCUUGUACUGUUCUCUGCACAGGUUUUGCAGAAAAGCGAUUACAUCUCGAAAAUCCUUCAACGAUUGAGAAUUCAGCCUUUCAUACACACAUACUUGAUCCCUUUCAAACCCAACCAUCGCUACUGGGCAGGACUUAGUCUCCUAAUGAGAGUCAUACUACUAAUUAUAUUUGCAUUCGGAUCCGGAGAAAAUCAGCUCAUAAACCUUCUCGCUAUUAUUACCACUUGUAUUGUUGCUAUAACUAUCUUCAAGGUGACUGGAGGAAUAUAUGACAAGAGUUGGAUUGACACACUGGAGAUGUCUUUCUUGGUGAACCUAGGUGUGCUUGCAGCAGCUACCUCAUAUUCUCUGAAUUCUUCAAUCCACAGGCAGAGAGAAAUUGCCACAUAUAUAUCGAUUUCGAUAGCACUACUAACUUUUAUCGGGAUUAUAAUUCUGCAUGUUUACUGGCGACUCAAGAAGCUGCCUAUGAUGAAGGAAAAGAUGGAAGCUUUUGCCAAAAAAAUGCGAGGAAUAAAAUUACACAAGAGACAAAAACUAAUUAUAAAUGAGCCGUCUGAAUUGGAGGCUAACAAAGUCACUAAGAGCGUGGCUGAACUGACCUCUGCAACUUAUCAAGUUGAUCUGAGAGAGCCAUUGCUAGAAAGCCAAAUACAUUGAGACUCUAUUGUCCCUAUAAAAAUCUUAUAACAUUGUUAGUACCAUGUACCAACAUGCAUUUUGUUUUGAUGUAAUGAGAAUCUGUCUUACUGAGUAGAAUCUACUCAGUAAGACAGAUUCUCAUUACGAUGUUAUCUUAGCUGCAUCUCUGCUCUAUUGUAAGCUUUAGACUUUUUUGUAUCGGUUUAGACGAAGCAUCAAUUUUGUUUACACCUUCAACUGCAUGUGUAAGUAGAUAUUAAUUUUGGCAUUCAUUUCACCAACUAAAAUGAAUAAACUUAGCAGUGACAUAUGCAUUCUUCUCACCAUAUAAAUAUCAUUAAUUAUGUCACAUGAUAGCUAAAACUAGUAUUAUGAUAGGAGAUACAUGUAGUUGAGAGUAAUUUACUAGCUACAUGAUCUACAUGUAGCUAUUAUAUUAGCCUGCAGAAACAGACCCACCCACUUUUGAAGAAGCCACAUAGUAGAGGUUUCAGUCUGGAAAGCCAAAUACAUUGAGACUCGAUCGUAAUUGCUGUCCAUUUUGUUGCAUAACAUUGUUAUAAUAGUUACCGUGUACCAACAUGCAUUUUGUUUUGAUGUGUGCUAGAGAUUCUGUUUUACUGAGUUGAUGCUAUCUUUGAUGAAAGCUCUUAGACUAUUGUUUAGACGAAAUAUCAAUAUUGUUUACAUUCAACUUGUGUGAGCA
Halichondria panicea is the source of this 4610-nucleotide messenger RNA. RefSeq lists its product as uncharacterized. The record is from RefSeq and is a predicted model, not a curated record. The transcript has 3 exons. Lineage: Eukaryota; Metazoa; Porifera; Demospongiae; Suberitida; Halichondriidae. Bases 107 to 3922 code for a protein of 1271 amino acids.